Messenger RNA from Antechinus flavipes (yellow-footed antechinus), 1190 nucleotides. RefSeq names its product MIEF1 upstream open reading frame protein-like. The record is from RefSeq and is a predicted model, not a curated record. NCBI's taxonomy places the organism in Eukaryota, Metazoa, Chordata, Mammalia, Dasyuromorphia, Dasyuridae. The transcript has a single exon. Bases 975 to 1190 code for a protein of 71 amino acids.
GGACUGAAUUUAAUCUCAGGAUGGGGGGGUCAAAUCUUCCGCCUGUCACUCACACCCUUUGUGAGUCUGUGGCUGGCUCAGGAUCACCUCUUCUUCUCUCAGGUCUAUAUCGGUGAUUCCUUCGUCACCCAGAGACAAUCAGACCGGGUACUGAGGUUCCAAAUGCAGCACCCAUUCUAAUAGGUCAUGCUCUUUCUCUGGGACUCAGUUUCUUCAUCUGUAAAAUAGGGGGAGCAAGAUUUGCUUUAGACUCUUCCCAGGGAUGCGGGGAGGGAAAACCUUCAGGGUUAGGGAGUGACGUCACUCCAAGGGGGCGGAGUCCUACGGGAAUGGGAAGGUUGAGUAGGGAGGUGUUGCUCCAUCUAACGUCAUGGUGGGGGCGGAGUCUACCGAGCGAGGGAAUCAUAGCCACCUCCCAUAGCUACAGACGCUCCUCUAAGGGGCGGAGCUUGCAGGGUUGAGGGUUGAGAGAAGGAAUCUGGAGGCUCGCGCGAGGAAGGUGUAGUCCCUCCCACUUCCCAAACGUCACCUCUCAGGAAGGGGGGCUUAAAGAGAAGAAAAGUGAGGGGCUGAGCUCCGCCCAUAUUCCUAACGUCACUAACAGGACCGGAAGUGGAGAGCAGUUUGAGUACCGAGAAAGGGAGAUGUGGCCCCGCCCACAAACAACGACUCAAUUCGGGGUGGGGCUUAGAGCUUAAGAGAGCGAGGAGGGACCCUUGCAGGGGCGGAGCCUGCCGUUACAGGAAGUCCCUCCUCCUAAGGCCCCGCCUCCGUCCUCUGCUCCUUUUCCUUCUUCCUCUCCGGAGGUCGUGCCCCGGAAGCGAAGCAGCCAUGUUGCCCGGUGACCGCGGCGUGAAGGAGGCGGCGGCGGCUGUGUGAGGCGCCGUUCUUGGCCCCAGCCCCGGUCCCAGCUCCGUUUUCAUCUCCGGUCGCUGACGGCUCGCCGAGGCGCGGCUCCGGCCCCCCGGGCCCUCAUGGCCGAGCCCGGCCGCGGCGCGGUGCUGGGUCUGUACCGGACCCUGCUGCGCCGGGCCCGCGAGCUGCGCUUCACCGACCGCGACUUCUACGUGGAGACCAUACGCCGAGAGUUCCGCCGCCCGCUGCCGCCCGGGGCUGGCCCCGACGCCGUGCAGAGGCAGCUGGAAAAGGGCCGGGCUUUUCUGCGCGGCGAGCGAGGCCGCCUCGUCUGA